Molecule: messenger RNA, 351 nt
Organism: Hevea brasiliensis (rubber tree)
Lineage: Eukaryota; Viridiplantae; Streptophyta; Magnoliopsida; Malpighiales; Euphorbiaceae
Product: protein CNGC15b-like
Exons: 1
Coding region: 1-351 (116 amino acids)
Source: RefSeq, a predicted model, not a curated record
AUGGAUGAAAGGAUGCUGGAUGCUAUAUGUGAGAGGCUGAAACCUGCGUUGUCUGCUGAAGGCACAUUUCUUUUCCGUGAAGGUGACCUUGUCAAUGAGAUGCUUUUCAUAAUCCGUGGUAAUCUUGAUUCUUACACAACCAAUGAUGGUCGUACUGGAUUUUUCAAUUCUUGCCGUAUUGGUCCUGGUGAUUUUUGUGGUGAGGAAUUGCUGACAUGGGCUUUAGAUCCAAGGCCAUGUAUCAUCCUUCCAUCAUCUACUCGCACUGUCAAGGCCAUUUCAGAAGUCGAGGCAUUUGCACUGAGAGCAGAAGAGAAGACUACACAGCAAGCAACUAAGACAGAAAUUUAG